AUGUACGGCGGACGCCAAGGAACUGAGCUCGCCGCGUACUCGAAUAUAGACUGCGUUUGGACCGACGAUCGGUGCGUGGAAAUCAUGCUGGGAGGCGCUUCCUUGAUGUAUAGUCUACUCAUGGAUAUUGGUAGACCAACGAGUGGUUACAGGGAUCUUCGCGGACAACCAAGGUGUCAUGGCAUUAGCAAGAACGGUGGAUAUCAAGCUUGCCCCAAGCGCACCGACAUUUGCAAUCAUUUCAUUCGCGAGAAGGUUGGAAGUGGUCAAGAUAUCCUGGCCUAUGAGAAGUCCAAAACCCAACUUGCAGAUUUCGUGACGACAGUCCUUUCAUCCAUGACGCUACACUACUCGAUGACGCACAGAAACAUUGUACCAUGA
Messenger RNA from Phytophthora nicotianae INRA-310, 381 nucleotides. RefSeq lists its product as hypothetical. The record is from RefSeq and is a predicted model, not a curated record. Bases 1 to 381 code for a protein of 126 amino acids. NCBI's taxonomy places the organism in Eukaryota, Oomycota, Peronosporomycetes, Peronosporales, Peronosporaceae. The transcript is spliced from 2 exons.